Ustilago hordei is the source of this 1632-nucleotide messenger RNA. RefSeq lists its product as uncharacterized. The record is from RefSeq and is a predicted model, not a curated record. Lineage: Eukaryota; Fungi; Basidiomycota; Ustilaginomycetes; Ustilaginales; Ustilaginaceae. The transcript has a single exon. Gene Ontology annotation, molecular function: oxidoreductase activity; FAD binding. The coding region runs from base 1 to 1632 and encodes 543 amino acids.
AUGUUCGUUCAGCCAUCCCUACCCUUUCUCCUCAUGGCACUAUUCGCAACAGUAUCCUUCAUCUCUGCCUUCCCCCUGACCUCCUUCGACUCGACACUUCUCCUGCCUCGGGACACAAACACCACCUCUCUCCACCAGCUCCAAUCAUGCCUCUCCAACAUCCCUGGCUCUCCACAAAUCUCAUACCCGUCCUCCCCCACCUUUCGUGGCCUCUCAUUAUCCUAUAACCCCCUCUUCCCAUACUCACCCCUCCUCAUCGCCCUUCCCAGCACCGAAGCUCAACUCACCUCCAUUAUCCGCUGCACAUCUUCCCAUCAUGGCUCUUAUAAGCUUUCGCCUCGAUCAGGCGGUCAUUCGUACACAUCCUAUUCACUUGGUGGAUCGGACGGCUCUGUAAUCAUCGACCUCUCCCAUCUAUCCAAGAUUCGCAUCGACCAUGAGAAAAAACAAGUCUCGGUGGGAACUGGCGUACGACUGGGCACUCUCGCUCUUACCCUCGAUGAAGCCGGAUUUGCGCUACCCCAUGGUUUGUGCCCAAUGGUAGGUAUUGGAGGACAUGCACUUGGAGGUGGAUUUGGCUUUACAACCCGAGCAUGGGGUUUCUUGUUGGAUAGAAUAACCGAGAUGCGGAUCGUGGAUGCUCAGGGUGUGGUUAGGGUGGUUAAUAAGGAUAGUAAGGGGGAGGAGGAGCGUGAAUUGUGGUGGGGUUUGAGAGGAGGCGGGGCGAACCAGUUUGGGAUUGUUACACAAUUCACCUUUUCUCUCGAAACCGCACCAAGUCAAGUUCUCAACUAUGUGUAUAGCUAUAGGAGCAAUGAAGAUUGCGCUAAAGCAAUCAUCGCACUGCAGACCCUUACUCUCUCUCCUACGCCACUUACAGGACUGGAGCCGGACUUGGGAGGAAGACUACUCCUAGCGGGCAAAAGAGCUGGUGAUUUCAACAACAACGCAUGCCAACUUUACGGUCAACAUCUCCACUCGUCCCGCUCACACCACGAUUCUAUCAUCGCUCGCUUUCACACUCUCGCUGGAAUAUCACCCACGCAAGUAUCUAUUAAACCGUUUACUAAGUGGGCCAAAGCCUUAGAGGACAUUAUGGGCUCACUCGACAUCAAUCACCGUAGCCCAGAAAGCGACCACGAACAAUUCUAUGCAAAAUCUCUAAUCCAACCCCCCAUUCCCACCUACACCUACACCUCUGCCCUUGCCCUCGUAGCCAAACUGGAUAACUACGCUGGUCUACAAGCAACGGGCAACACGAUACAACUCGACUUUCUAGGUCCACUUUCCUACCCUUCCUCCCAAGCGGAAAGAGUGACGGGCGAGGCGGUUUUCAAUGCGAGGAAGGCUGGAUUUCUGUAUCAAUUCUACUCCUACGGUUUCCCUUCCAACGACAAGAAAAAAGCACAGCAAGAGGUGUAUAAGGCGUUUGAUGAAUUGGUGGAUACCGCCAAGCAAAGUGCCACUGCGAAAGGGGUCGAGUGGGCUUCCUACGUCAACUACGUCGAUAGCCGACUCAAAGAUUGGGGUAAGGAGUACUACGGGGUGGGAGUGGAGAGACUUAAGCGGUUGAAAAGCAGAUUGGAUCCUGAAGGCAUGUUUUGGUUCCCUCAAUCGAUCACUAAUGCAUAA